Messenger RNA from Athene cunicularia (burrowing owl), 707 nucleotides. RefSeq lists its product as uncharacterized. The record is from RefSeq and is a predicted model, not a curated record. The coding region runs from base 26 to 661 and encodes 211 amino acids. The transcript has 2 exons. NCBI's taxonomy places the organism in Eukaryota, Metazoa, Chordata, Aves, Strigiformes, Strigidae.
GCUGAACGCGGUGCUGAAGGAGACGAUGGUGUCGGCGGCAUCGGAGAUACCACCGCCGGGGGUCGAUGCCGAAGGUGUUUACGGUGCACUGGGAGCACUGGCCGCCGCCCGCGCUGCCGAACUGGAGCGGGAACUGAGUCAGACCCGCCGGCGCCGCCGGGUGCUGCGCGUGGCCCGAGACGUCGCCAUAGUGCUGAUGCUUCUCUGCACCCCCCUGCUGUCCCUGGACGUGGUGCGGGAGGCGCUGGGGGUGACCCAGGAGAGUGAAUUUGUCACCGCCCUGGCCACCGUCAUCAUCACGUGCCAGGCGGCCCUGUACGGCACGGAGACAGCCCAGCGUCACCUGGCCACCGCCCUCAGCGACCAACGUCAGCAAGCCGACCACUACCGCCACCGGGCCAGGGCCAUCGCCGCUGUCACCAAGGCCACCGCCGAGGCCACCGCCACCUUCAGUGACACCCUGGGGACGCUGGAGGAGGUGACCCGCCAGCUGAGGACCUUGGUGGACGCUGUCACCCAGGACUUGGAGAUGGACCAAGGCUUCCCCGCCAGCGCCCAGGCCCUUGGGGACAUCGUGGUGGCCUUGGCGACAGAGAUGGGGGACAAGGAGGGGACGCAGAGGUUGGCCCGGGCACGCGAGGCUCUGCCAGGGGACAAGUAGGGAUGGGGACACUGCGAGGGUCCUCCUUGUCUUGGGGACACCCUGG